GGUGCAACACGACCUGUAUAUAUAUAUAUAUAUUAUUUUUUCUAACUCGGCGUAGAAGAACACCAUGAUCACAGAGGAAGGGCAGCAAACCGUUCUCCUUUGCAAGCCCAGCUGUCAGCAUGCACACAACAUCAUUGUGCAAGAGCUGCAGGCAGGCGGCCUUGUGGUAGAUCGACGCCUCUUCAAUAUCUCCCCGGAGCAAGUCAUCGCCGUCGUUUUGCAGUACCCCGCCGUGAAGGGACGCGUGACGGAGCACUUAUCUGCGAAGCCGAGCACCGCGGCGAGUGCUGUGGGGGCUACUGGGGCCGUGACCGCCGUUACCGAGGAGUCCUCAGACAAGGCAGCGGACUUGACAGAUACCAUCGAAGUGGCACAACGACACCGCCUGCGCCGCUACCUGGCACCGCGACAGGCUGAACUGCCGGAUCGACGGCUGCUCUCGCGCAUUCAGGAGCUCGCACAGGGAAAUCGCGCCCACCCGGCGGCCGCCCCCGCCGCCGCCGCGACCGCAAACGCUGCGGGUGGCUCCACCGCUGCAUUUUUGCCCGCGCAGAAGCGGCUCUCCAGCUCGCAGCACUCUGGCUCAUCGGCAGAGGAUCGGCGGCGGUCAGCGCGAUCCGCCGCCGAGCCACUCCAGCAUCUCGGCAACAACCGCAGCGGUGCUUCACACAACGCGCGUGCCACAACACUCGCCUACCAGCGCUCUCAGCUGUCCUUCACUGCGGUGGACACGACGCUGGCGGGUCUUGCGCUGGACACCGUGCUCGACCACCCCGCUCUGGAGUUUCAUCUCGUGCGCCAGCAUGUGGAACACUUGAUUCAGGACGGGACGGUGCUCGUGCUGCUCGUCCGCGGCGUCGAUGCAGUGGAACGCCUCUCUCAGCUUUGCGGACCCGACAACGUGGAGGAAGCGCGUCGCGUCGCACCGAACAGCUGGACGGCGCGGUUUGGAAGGGACGAGGUGCGCAAUGCGGUGUACGCGCCGCGCACGUUAGCGGACGCACAGCCGGUCUUCAACGUGUUGUUUGGGUUCUCGCCGAAUGCACGGACGGGGCUGGCUGGCAGCGGCAUGAAGCAGCAGCAGCAGCAGCAGCACAUCGUCUCCAAUUCGACCUUUGCGCUUUCAGACGUAGCAGCGCCGCCCCCGCUAACCUUCGCUGCUCUUCUGCCUGCCCUGCGCUCACAGGUGGAUGCGCAGCGGCGCCUUUCGUACUACACUGGUGUGCCAAACGUGGGCACGCCGCCGAUGUCCGCCACCUCCGACGCCGCGCAGGUCUCCAUGACCUCCUCGAUGGGCACGCGGCAGGGCGACGUCUCCUCCACAAGCACGAGCGCGGCGCAUCCAACCGCGAUGACGCGUUUAUCGUGGGCGACGCCGUAUCCGGAGCGGCGGGAGCGGCUGGACGAGCUCGACGAUCUUCUCCAGCAGCGUACCGUGGGGUGUUGA
Molecule: messenger RNA, 1447 nt
Organism: Leptomonas pyrrhocoris
Lineage: Eukaryota; Euglenozoa; Kinetoplastea; Trypanosomatida; Trypanosomatidae
Product: unspecified product
Exons: 1
Coding region: 65-1447 (460 amino acids)
Source: RefSeq, a predicted model, not a curated record